This is a messenger RNA of Fragaria vesca subsp. vesca, 648 nucleotides long. RefSeq names its product putative ribonuclease H protein At1g65750-like. Bases 1 to 648 code for a protein of 215 amino acids. The transcript has a single exon. The record is from RefSeq and is a predicted model, not a curated record. Lineage: Eukaryota; Viridiplantae; Streptophyta; Magnoliopsida; Rosales; Rosaceae.
AUGCGUGUUUUUCGAUCCAUUAAAGCUUGGCUUCAGUUUCUUGCUCCUCAUGCUCCUGGUGACUGUAGUGGUAUCUUAGAUGCCCAAUUGCUUGUUAAAAUGGGGGUGACACCCUCAAGAGCCCAAAAAAGAAUCCGGUUAGUUUUGUGGCAUCCUCCUUUGUCUCCAUGGAUUAAGCUUAAUACUGAUGGUCUUGCUAAAGGGAAUCCCGGGCCGGCAACUUGUGGGGGUGUUUUUCGAGACUAUCAAGGUCAUUUCAUUGGCGGAUUUAGCACUCCCAUAGGACACCAUAAUGAUUUUUUCUCUGAGCUUUUGGCUGUUAUUAUUGGGAUAGAAUUGGCAUUUCAGCUCGGCUGGCAACAUGUUUGGCUUGAGUGUGACUCUACGAGUGUGGUUGAAUGCUUCUCUAAGUCGUCAUUUGUCCCUCCGUGGCAAUUACGCACAUUGUGGUAUAACUGUGUUGCUAGAACUCGUUCAAUGUCUUUCUUUUGUUCUCAUGUCCUUCGUGAAGGAAACAUUGUUGCCGAUAGACUCGUCAAUUUAGGUAUGUCCUCUUCAUCUUGGAUUUGGCAUGCUUCUCCUCCUGCUGAAAUUAUUCAUUUUCUUCGUAUGGAUUUCCUGGGAUUUCCUUACAUUCGUCAUGGUUAA